Messenger RNA from Sparassis crispa, 942 nucleotides. RefSeq names its product Putative purine nucleoside. The record is from RefSeq and is a predicted model, not a curated record. Gene Ontology annotation, biological process: nucleoside metabolic process. The transcript is spliced from 6 exons. Gene Ontology annotation, cellular component: cytoplasm. Lineage: Eukaryota; Fungi; Basidiomycota; Agaricomycetes; Polyporales; Sparassidaceae. Bases 1 to 942 code for a protein of 313 amino acids. Gene Ontology annotation, molecular function: purine-nucleoside phosphorylase activity.
AUGGCGAACGAAUCUUACGUAGAUUAUUUUUCUUCAACGCUCGAUGUUCUUGCAUCGGUUGUGCCGGAGCACCUGCUCAAACCACGGGUGGGGAUCAUCUGCGGAUCGGGACUCAGUACGCUCGCAUCCAACCUUCGUGAAGUCGUAGAAGUUCCGUACAACUCACUAGAGGGUUUUGGGGAGAGCACUGUUGCGGGACACAAGAGCGCCCUCGCAUUUGGUCUGCUCGGUACUGGAAACGGGGUUCCAGUUGUGGCAAUGCUAGGACGGUUCCAUACGUACGAGGGCCAUAAGGUGUCGACCGUUGUAUAUCCAGUGAGGAUCAUGGCCAGACUUGGUGUGAGGAAUUUGAUCAUAACUAACGCGGCCGGGGCAUUGAACCAUGACAUUCCCGUCGGGACCAUCGUUGUCGUUCACGACCACCUCGCGAUCGCGAACAUGACUGGCCCACUCAACGCGCUUUUCGGGCCCCUGAUCUCACCGGAUCAUCCGCGCUUCCUCCCGCUCUCCGACGCGUACUCCCCGGCGCUGCGACGCCUUGCCUUCCUCGCCGCGCAUUCUCUGCGCCUCCCAGAGAGCGCGCUCACGGAGGGCACGUACGCGUGGGUCUCCGGGCCGACUUACGAGACGCCCGCGGAGGGCCGCUUCCUACGCGCCGCGGGCGCGGACGUCGUCGGUAUGAGCACUGUCCCUGAGGUCCUCGCCGCGCGCGAGGAGGGCGUAGAGGUGCUCGUUCUCAGCCUUGUCACCAACGCCGUCGUGAUCCCGGACCGCUAUCGCAGUAUCAAGGAGGAGGUACGUGCCGAGCUCGAGGGGAGGCGUAUCGAGAUGCCGGAAUCAGAGGUCGCAUCGCAUGAGGAGGUGCUCGCCGUCGGCAGGCAGAAGGCGGAGGUCAUGAAGAGCCUCGUCGCGCGAGUGAUCGAGCUCAUACCCUCGGAUUGA